Daldinia caldariorum is the source of this 1416-nucleotide messenger RNA. RefSeq names its product Aldo/keto reductase. The record is from RefSeq and is a predicted model, not a curated record. Gene Ontology annotation, cellular component: cytosol. The coding region runs from base 126 to 1124 and encodes 332 amino acids. NCBI's taxonomy places the organism in Eukaryota, Fungi, Ascomycota, Sordariomycetes, Xylariales, Hypoxylaceae. The transcript has 2 exons.
GGUACUUAUAAGUUAUAAACACCUAGUAUCGUCUUUUCGUAGAUCACGACUAACUUCAAUAUAACCUCAUUAGGUACCUAGAUACCUCAUUUAUAACUUGAUAUCUUAACUUACCCCCUUACACCAUGGCACAAAAACACCCUGUCAUUCACUACGGGACAUCAACAUUCGGCUCAUCCCACGUACCCGCGCUGCAAGAUGAGACAAACGUCUCCAAGUUCCUCCAAGUUUUACAAGAGGGCGGUAUAUCCCAAAUCGACACAGCCGCCCGGUACCCCCCAGACAACCAUGGCGCCUCGGAGCGAAUGCUCGGGCGGGUGAAAGCAGCCUCCAAAGGCUUCACAAUCAACACGAAGGUGCUGUUCGCUGGCCAGAGCAGCGAUGGCACUCUCAGCAAGGAGGCUGUGCGGAAGAGCGUCGAGAACAGCCUGCAAACUCUAGGCGCUGGGAAGUUGGGAAUCCUUUACGCUCACGCCGCGGACUACGCUACCCCCUUGGAAGAGCAGGCAGCAGCCCUGAACGAGCAGUUCCAGAAAGGCUUUUGCGAAAAGAUCGGCGUCUCCAACUUCCCCGUCGAAAUGCUCAAGUCCUUCGUGGAAAUCUGCGAGAGGGAAGGCUACGUCAAGCCGUCGGUGUACCAGGGGCAAUACAACCUGAUCUGCCGGGGGCCCGAGAAGGACCUGCUCCCGUUCCUCCGCCGGCACGGCAUGGCGUUCAACGCGUACUCGCCCCUCGGCGGCGGCUUCCUGACGGGGAAGCUGACCCUGGGGACGGCGGAGGGGACGCGCCUGGCGAGCGCGUACGGCGCGCACUUCGCGCGGUGGUACGACAGGCCCGAGUUCCACGGCGCGGUGCGCAAGCUGCUCGACGCCAUCGCGCCGCGCGGCAUCAAGCCCUCCGAGGCCGCGCUGCGCUGGAUCGCGUACCAUUCCGCCCUCGGCGAGGCGGACGGGAUUAUCCUCGGCGCGACCAAGGUCGAGCAGCUGAAGCAGAAUGUCGAGGACAUCGGCAAGGGCCCGCUGCCCGGCGAGGUCAUGCGGGUUAUUGGGGAGAUUGGGGAGACUAUUGACGGGCUGGGCGGGGGCGACUUCGAGGUGAGACCUGCGGAGCUACCGCCCAGGUAGAUAACCAAGCUGAAGAUGAUGAUGUUGUUGCCUUUCGAAGCCAUCUCGUAGCGUCUAGAUCACACGGAGGAUAAUGUUUUAUUCUUUUAAAGAUUAUUCAUAUCUUUGGAACUAUUUCAUUCGAUACGGCACAUUUUGAUUUGUUUUCGAUUUCCGCCCUUGUGAAACCCCUAUCUCUGAAUUUCCCGUUUUUUACCGUUAUUUAUUAAGAUCGACUCGUCUAGGUGGUCAAAGAGGUCGGUAAUGUUGGAACUUGCGACAUCUGAGAUAACUAGCAAAUCUGAUAUCUUUA